This is a messenger RNA of Homarus americanus (American lobster), 2394 nucleotides long. RefSeq names its product 2-C-methyl-D-erythritol 4-phosphate cytidylyltransferase-like. NCBI's taxonomy places the organism in Eukaryota, Metazoa, Arthropoda, Malacostraca, Decapoda, Nephropidae. The transcript is spliced from 8 exons. The record is from RefSeq and is a predicted model, not a curated record. Gene Ontology annotation, cellular component: cytosol. Bases 395 to 1879 code for a protein of 494 amino acids. Gene Ontology annotation, biological process: isoprenoid biosynthetic process; protein O-linked glycosylation via mannose. Gene Ontology annotation, molecular function: D-ribitol-5-phosphate cytidylyltransferase activity.
UGUUACAGGAGAACGCAACGGUGUUGGCUCUGUAUCCCCUGGCGUCCUUGUACACCGCUUGGCUUUACAAGACCGAGAAGGUAAGUCCCGUGUUGGCCUUGCAUGUUGACGUUGGUGAUGAUCACGUGGACACACCUGCUGGGGCCAGACUUGGUGUGGGAGCAUCAGCAAGGAGUUCCCACUACGUGUUGAAGCAAGAAUAUUGACUGGUAAUGAGAUCAUCGUCAUUACACCGGCGGUCUAAGAGUCUCCAGAACGACGUGUGAUCCUGUGUUGAAGGAAACGACCACUGCCCCAGGGCCACUAAGGCGGUUUGGGAGGUGAGACAGGGGGAGGCAUCAGGUACCACACCGCCUGGGCAGAGGUUGAGGACGCACGGAAGAAUUAAUACACCAUGUCGCAGGAAGCUGAGAUGAUUCAGGAAGAUGUGGUGCCGCAGUGCCGUGUGGCGGCCGUGGUGCCUGCUGCAGGCUGCGGGGAGAGGAUGGCCCACUCAGUACCGAAACAGUACUUGCCGGUGAGUGGGCGGCCCUUGGUGAUACACUGCCUGACGGCACUACAGGAGGUCCCGUGGGUGGCGCGGGUGGUGGUGGUGGCCGACGACCUGGCCAGGAUGCUGGGUGUGGUGCAACAGGCACGCCUUUCCAAGGUCACCGUCAUCCAGGGUGGAGGCAGCCGACACAGGUCCAUCUGUGCCGGAGUGGAGGCCCUGGCAGAGGACCCGCCGGACGUAGUGGUGGUGCAUGAUGGUGUCCGCCCACUCCUGCCCCUCACUAUCCUCACUCAGGUGGUGGUGGCGGCUGAGCGUUACGGGGUGGCAGGGACGGUACGGCCACUGGUUUCUACUGUCGUGAAACCCGACCCUAAGGGCUUCCUAGAGGAGAGUCUCACCAGGACUCACUACCGCAACUCGGAGAUGCCACAGGCCUUCAGGUUUGACGUGCUCAGGGAAGCGUACCGCAGGUGCAGUGAGGACGAGUUGGAUCACGGGACGGAGUGCCUCGCUCUGGCCUUCCACCACGCCGGCAUCAGGGCCAAGCUUGUGCCGGGCACACCACACCUGUGGAAGGUGACAGAGGAGCGGGACCUGGUGGUGGCUCGCACCCUGCUGCCAAGACAUCAUCGUCGUAUUGCCGUCAUCUGCAAAGCCCUCACUAUGCCUUACACACAUCCUGAUAAACUGACACGUGACGCUGAAGCUACAAUAGGAGGGACAAGUUUACACCAUGGUGUUCGUGUCGAACUACAAACUCCUAUUUCAGAUGAUCAUUCUAGUAUAAACCAGACUGAAUCAUCUUUUGCAAAGACUAACUAUAUUCCCCACACCAGCGUCCCCCUCGUCUGUGGCAGUGAAUGUAUACAUGUGUUUAAGUGUCUGGAGAGUUCACUCAGAAAAAAUUCUCAACAUGUCUACCUCUCAAGUGAUUUUAAUAUUACUUCAACUUCAAGCUCCACUGUGGUUGUUGUCACCACCCUUGGCUCUUUAGAGGAGUUUGAGCAGUGCACAAAGAGAAUCGCUGAAGAACUUAACAGAAAUAUAUCUUCAUUGGUUCUCAUUUUUACUUUGAGGACAGCAGAGUGUAAUGUGACGUUACCAAAUGUCCAAAUUCUCCAGCAAACACUCAAACUUAUGUUUAACAAACACAUGGCCAAUGUCACAGUACUGAUUCGAUUCCCUAGCCAGAACUUUUCGUUCCAAGCAAAAGACUCUGGCUGCGAAAAGGAGCAAACUAUUUCAGUAGAAUCGGAUAUAACAUGUUAUCAGGGUUCCACUACUGAACUCGAGCAGUGUGAUGAGAGAGGCCAACUUGUUAACCUCGUUGCUACUCUGCUGGAUCAGACCACCAGGUGCUUUCACGGUCAGGUCUUGGUGCUGUAGCAUGAAGCUUCUGAAGCUGACAAGGCAAGAAUAUGCGGAGUAGACAUGUGUGUGAUUUCCUAUUUUAUCCACAAUAAGUAUUGUUAUUACAUACACAUUAAGAAGAAAAUAGAUUAAUCUUGCGAGCAAUGAGUAUCGUGGUUCAUGUUGGAGGUUACGUUGCGGCAAAGGUGUAUUGAUCAUUUAGGAAAUCAUCGGACGCAAUGCGGACAGAUACUGUUUUGAUCAUGUGUAUGGAACGUACAGUACCUAUAUGCUACACUUAAAUGUAUUAAUGUAUUUGUAUUUUCAAAUUUAAGCUUUCUGAUUACGAUAACUAAAAGCAGAGCAUGGGUGUAGGCGGAGUUUAGCAAUACCGAAACAGCAUUUCAUAGAACGAUUGUUAAAUCAUUAUUUUGAAUGUCACUGUUGUUAAGCAAGAAUUAUAACGUAAACAAUAUUAAGGACCAUGAGCUAAGUAGCUUACACAAAUCUUAUGUAUUUUUUUAUAACAGUAAUAAAGUAUUUUCAGGAUA